CCAUAGAUAUAUAUAAAGACUAGAUGUCUUCCGGCGGAGUCUAGAACGUCAUCACUGGCGGCCAUCUUGCCACAGGCAGGCUUUCUGGAAGGAUCUGUGGUACCUGAGGGAGGGUUCCUCUCUGUCCUGGGCUACAUCAUAAACAUUGACACGUUGCUGGCGAUGGUUCCUGUGCUGAUUGAAGGACAGCGAUAUGUCUUGACCUACAGAUUCAGCAAGGACCACUUGGAACUGCUCUUUAACUCCAUCAGAGCAUCCGGUGGCUGGAAUAACAACCCUAAUGCCAGCCAGUUCAAGUAGUUGUUAAACCAUGCCGAGGCAAUGUGACAACGCAGGAUGAGACAGAGUCCCUACCAGCGGUCAUCGACACCUCUACAAGCCUAUCGGCUGUAGAUAUGUCCUUUGCAGCAGGAGGAGAAGAAGAUCUUCCAUCCCCGUUUGCUGACAUUCCUGCCCUAGUACAUGACCACAGCUACCUUCCCAUCCGCUUCGAUGGUCUUGUGGACAACGCUCUUGUGUACAUUUCCGGACUUGGUGUGCGAAGGGCUCUGAAGAAGCUGUCCUGUGAUGUCUGCCGUGCCAGCCUGGUGACAGAGGCUGCAUCUGCCAUCAAGGACCAGAGCUACCACCUGUUGUCUCUAAGAAACAAUGGAGGCCUGGUGAUUCCAUCAGAGGGCACAGUGAAGGUCGUCAGGGCAGCAGAGUGGGUCAUUCGCCAGGCGUCAUCGAGUUUCGGACGAUCACGGCCCAUCAAACUGCUGGAGGUCAUGUACAUUGUACGGAAGAGGAUCGGGUCAGAGGAUGUGUUUGUGCUUGGGGAGCACAUCGUCGACACGCAGUAUGGCAUAGACAGCCACCACCAAACGCUGCUGACAUUAGUUGUGUCAGUGUUUUUUAAAAUAAGGCUACACCACAUCGCUAAAAUUACUACACUGAACUUACAGAGCAACAACAUGCGACAGCAGCUGAAUAAAACAGUCCUUUUCAAAGGGCAUUAGCCAAAUGUUACCACGGUUUUACCACGUCUCAGUCAGACAGGAAAUAGAAAAAAUAAUGUUCACAAACUUGAUGCGACUCACCUAAGAAUCACCAUUAUCAUAUCAUAUCAGCGUUUUAGGCAUAUAUCACCAGCCUCUUCAGAGGUUAGUAAAUAUUAUAGAUUUUCAAUUGAUUUCAUUGUUUUUUUAGUAAUUUGUUAUGUCGGUCCUCCAUCUGUAUACCUCCGAAGUAGUCUAGUUCUCUCUAGAGGGUGGGAAUUUUCAACAUGCAGCAUUUCUUUAUGUAUAUUUGUAAAUGGAAAUCUUACACCUUUUUUUUACUGCAAAUAAAUGUCACUUUUAUAAAAAGAAUGUUACUAAUAUAAUACAAUAAUUUGAAUUAUUACUUGUUUAAACUAAACAUGUGAUAAUUCAAAUUAUUGUAUUAUAUUAGUAAUAUUGCUAUUAUAAACGUAUACAUAUAUCUCAUGUUGCCAUUGUGUAUGUUGAGUUUAAGUAGCCUAUAUAUUGAUUUAACAUAAAAACCUUGUGCAUGUGUGUA
This is a messenger RNA of Platichthys flesus (European flounder), 1539 nucleotides long. RefSeq lists its product as uncharacterized. The coding region runs from base 396 to 998 and encodes 200 amino acids. Lineage: Eukaryota; Metazoa; Chordata; Actinopteri; Pleuronectiformes; Pleuronectidae. The transcript is spliced from 4 exons. The record is from RefSeq and is a predicted model, not a curated record.